ACCAGUUAGACAUAAAAGAAUGCACAGGCCUCUUCCCGAAGCCGAAAGGCCUUCUCCCAUUUCCCGGCAUUUCAGGGGUUACGGAUUGCAAGUUUUGAAUGCAUUUUCUCUCUGGACGCGAAUCUUCGAAACCGUAGCUUGCCAAUGCGAUUUCUCCCUGGACGCGGAUGACAAGUUGGAAGCUGUGAAGAAUCGACAAGAAGCUAGUGAGUGCGGUUCAUUUGAUCUGGGAUCGAUAAUAUCGAGGGAUAUGAAUACCGACGAGCUCAUUGAAAAGUUUAGCAAAUAUGAGGCUGACUACACCCAGCGAUUAAUGGCGAAGUAUUUCUCAGACAAGGAUAUUUUUGGCGGUAAUGUUUUUGAACAAAGUACGAAAGUAGAUGGUGAGACUAUAAAGGCGAGCAGAAGGCUUGUGUAGGUGGCAUUGUGCUCAAUCUUAUGCAGACCCAGUACAGUAUUUCAAAGAGAAAAGCGUGCCCCCCUUGAUUUCUUCUGCAGACGCCCAGGCAAACGUUUCUAAUGGGAAGUCCUCGGUGGAUAAGGAAGGAUGAUGCUCAUAAAAUGUGUAAUUUAUCAAUGCUAUUUGAUCAUAUGUUGUGUUUAAUGUUAGCAAAUAUUGACUGAUUUAAGACAUUGAUGGCAGGUUUAUGAUCGCUUUGGGACUAACAACUAAAUGUUAUUGCACCACAUUGGUGUUGUAGAUCUUUAGGGCCAUAAUUCAAAACUUAUCCA
Diospyros lotus (date-plum) is the source of this 732-nucleotide messenger RNA. RefSeq lists its product as uncharacterized. The record is from RefSeq and is a predicted model, not a curated record. The transcript has 5 exons. Bases 20 to 418 code for a protein of 132 amino acids. Lineage: Eukaryota; Viridiplantae; Streptophyta; Magnoliopsida; Ericales; Ebenaceae.